UAUUUCAAUCACUUGCUCCACAUACAACAUCUCCAGAAUCCCUAGAAAAAAAGAAACCCUUCUGUGGCCUUUGCUUCUCUUUCUCUUGUCUCUCUCUCUCUCUCUCAUCUCUUUACCCUCACGCCCAAAACAAAGACCAAAACCAAAACCAAAUCCCGAAUUCUCUUUCCCCACAUUUUCCUCAGAUCUCGAAGUGAACCUUUCUCGAACACCCAUUCUGCGUUUCCAAGCUCGAGUCAUUACAGAGAAAGGAGUGGAAACGAGAGUGGCUUCUGGGAACUCAGAUGUCUCAUGUGAGAUGAAGAAGAAGACCCACUUCAGCCUCCACUUUGAUCUGACCUUCCUCAUUGUUUUCUUUCUCGGCACAGUCUCGGUCUGUGCCUCUGAACGGGUCCUCAUCACUCCCCAUGGGGGCCUCACCGACGCCGAAGCCUUGUACAUCAGGCAGCGCCAGCUUCUGUACUACAGGGACGAGUUCGGCGAUAGAGGAGAGGAUGUGACCGUAGACCCAUCUCUGGUCUUCGAGAACCCGAGACUCAAAAAUGCUUAUAUAGCAUUGCAAGCUUGGAAGCAAGCUAUUCUCUCUGAUCCCUUUAAUCUGACCGGUGACUGGGUUGGAUCUAGUGUCUGUAACUAUACUGGGGUGUUCUGCGCCCCUGCACCCGACGACCACAAGAUCCGGACCGUUGCGGGCAUUGAUCUCAACCACGGUGACAUUGCCGGGUACCUGCCGGAGGAGCUGGGCCUGCUCAACGAUCUUGCAUUGUUCCACAUAAACUCCAACAGGUUCUGCGGCACAGUGCCGCACAAGUUCAAGAACCUGAAGCUUUUGUUUGAGCUGGAUAUUAGUAACAAUCGCUUCGCGGGUAAGUUCCCGGAGGUGGUUCUGAAGCUCCCACAGCUCAAGUUCCUGGAUCUGAGAUUCAAUGAAUUCGAAGGGACUGUACCUAGAGAACUCUUUGACAAGCCAUUGGACGCAAUUUUCAUCAAUCACAAUCGGUUCAGAUUCGAUCUUCCAGACAAUUUCGGGAACUCGCCGGUGUCGGUCAUCGUCCUGGCCAACAACAAGUUCCACGGUUGCGUCCCGUCAAGCCUCGGCAAUAUGUCCAACCUCAACGAGAUCAUCAUGAUGAACAAUGGGUUCAGAUCCUGCUUGCCUGCGGAAAUUGGGCUGCUCACGAAUUUGACGGUGUUCGACGUGAGUUUCAACGAGCUAUUGGGCCCAUUGCCGGACUCCUUCGGUAAUCUGGUGAGCAUCGAACAACUCAAUGUGGCGCACAACUUGCUGUCGGGAAAAAUCCCCGCGAGUAUCUGUAAAUUACCGAAUCUUCAGAACUUCACUUUCUCGUAUAACUUCUUCACCGGCGAGCCACCGGCGUGCUUGAGCCUUGCGGACUUCAGUGACAGGAGGAACUGCUUGCCCAAUAGGCCGGCCCAGAGGUCCGCGAGGCAAUGUAAGUCGUUCUUGUCGAAGCCUGUGGAUUGCAAUUCAUUUAGAUGUGCUCCGUUCGUUCCUGCUCUGCCUCCACCUCCCCCGCCUUCGCCACCUCUUCCAUCUCCUCCGCCGCCGGUUCUGUCGCCACCUAUUUCCUCACCACCUCCACCUGUUUACUCUCCGCCUCCGCCGCCACCAGUUUACUCUCCACCUCCGCCGCCACCGGUUUACUCUCCACCUCCACCGCCACCAGUUUACUCUCCACCUCCUCCGCCGCCACCGCCUCCACCUCCACCCCCACCGUCACCUCCCCCACCAUCGCCUCCACCGCCAUCCCCGUCUCCACCACCACCCUCGCCACCACCACCCUCAGCAUCGCCACCUCCUCCAUCUCCACCACCGCCCUCACCACCGCCGCCUAUUCCAUACUGUGUCCGCUCUCCUCCUCCACCCCCACCAAAUUCACCACCACCGCCACCUCCUUUGUUCUCCCCACCCCCACCAAUACCAUACUACUAUAAUUCUCCACCUCCACCGCAACAUUCUCCCCCACCACCGCAUUAUUCACCGCCCCCGCCACAUUCACCUCCACCACCUAUUUAUCCCUAUUUAUCACCGCCUCCGCCUCCAACGCCUGUCUAUUCUCCACCUCCCCCUGUCCAUUCACCACCACCACCAUCACCACCCCCAUGUGUAGAGCCACCCCCACCCCCACCAUGUGUAGAGUAUUCUCCACCACCACCGCCAACGCCAUCGCCAUCACCACCACCUCCGGUUCAUUACUUGCCACCCCCAUCACCCUCACCCCCGCCCCCACCUCCUACAGUGUACAAUUCACCGCCCCCGCCUUCACCUUCUCCACCCCCACCAGUUCACUACCAAUCCCCUCCACCACCUCCAGUCUACCCCCCUCCAGUUCCAUGUGAAAAUCCACCACCCCCAGUUGUUUAUGAAAGCCCGCCUCCUCCUACUCCAGUAUACGAGGGGCCAUUGCCACCAGUCAUUGGAGUUUCAUAUGCAUCUCCUCCGCCACCACCCUUCUAUUGAUUCUUUUGAGAAUUUUCCUCCUCUUAACCUUUCCUCAACCACAAACAAAACUCACACAUAUAGUAACGGCCAUUGCUUCUUUUUCCUCUUCCCGUGCUCUAUCUCCAUCAACACUUCUUUCUCGCUGGGCAAUUCUCGUCGCUCAUGGAGGAAGGAUAAGCAUAAAGAAUGUAAAAGGGUGUCUUGCAACUCUAGCAGUUAUCUCCAGCUGUGUCGUCAAAGAAGUAGAGAAGAGGUGAAAGAUAUAGGGAGAUAGAGAUGAGAGGGAGGUAAGAGGAGAAAGUCUCUCCAGUAUUUAUUUGAAUUGUUAUCGAUAUUUGAGUUGUGAAAUAAAAUUUGGCAGAGAAAGAGUAGGGUUGCAGAGAAAGUGUAUGUAUAGGGAUGAAAAUUGGAGACCAUAAUUCAGGGCUACAAAGACAGGCAGCACUUUCUGCUGCUGUUUCUGGUU
Messenger RNA from Juglans microcarpa x Juglans regia, 2930 nucleotides. Its product is annotated as leucine-rich repeat extensin-like protein 4. Lineage: Eukaryota; Viridiplantae; Streptophyta; Magnoliopsida; Fagales; Juglandaceae. Gene Ontology annotation, molecular function: protein binding. Bases 299 to 2482 code for a protein of 727 amino acids. The transcript has a single exon. The record is from RefSeq and is a predicted model, not a curated record.